AUGGCUGCGCAUACGCUUAGUACUAUGGAGAUAUGCGAGCAGAGCGAAGCAUUCAUAGAACAAGACGGUGACCUUGUCUUCGACCAUACAAAGCUGAUCUUGCGACGAGACAACGAGUACUUCUAUGCCAGGGCCAACUGGCGUACCUCUUCCCGCUCUACGGUUGACAUCAGCCAGCUAAAGGUCAGCAGAAUCCCCACGGAAAAUGUCUGGCCGCUGAUGGACCCCCGCUACACUCCCGCUCCCGACCCAUUACCUCCGAACUCCUACAUCAAACAGCCGAGCCUGCUAUAUUACGACGACACUCCUGCUUCCUCGGAGCCAGGCCGCCAGGUACUGGUUGAGGUGGAAGCGUGCGAGGUGCUGCGGAGCCACCCACACACCAACAUAGCUCAGUAUCUAGGUUGUGUUACUAAAGAUGGCAGGAUAACGGGGCUCUGUUUUGCCAAAUACCCCAUGAGCCUGUCGCAGAGGCUAACGGAGACGGCUCCUUUCGACAGAGCCCUUUGCCUACAGGGCAUCGAGAGCGGGAUCGGACAUAUGCAUACUCUGGGGCUCAUACACAAUGAUCUUAACCCAUCAAACAUCAUGGUGGAUGAGAGGGACAAUCCUGUAAUCGUAGACUUUGAUUCAUGCCAGAGAGAAGGGGCUAAACUGGGUCUGAAGGCGGGAACGGUCGGCUGGGCGAUGGAGGGUGCCGUCUACGCAGCCCGACAGAACGACUUCUUUGGCCUCUCAAAGAUACGUAGAUUAUUGAUGGGAGGGGAGGAGCAUGGCCGUGAACUUGAAUUGAGCUGA
This is a messenger RNA of Microsporum canis CBS 113480, 798 nucleotides long. RefSeq names its product serine/threonine kinase. Gene Ontology annotation, biological process: protein phosphorylation. The transcript is spliced from 2 exons. Lineage: Eukaryota; Fungi; Ascomycota; Eurotiomycetes; Onygenales; Arthrodermataceae. The record is from RefSeq and is a predicted model, not a curated record. Gene Ontology annotation, molecular function: protein kinase activity; ATP binding. The coding region runs from base 1 to 798 and encodes 265 amino acids.